Linum tenue is the source of this 240-nucleotide messenger RNA. The record is from the annotation of a GenBank genome assembly. Lineage: Eukaryota; Viridiplantae; Streptophyta; Magnoliopsida; Malpighiales; Linaceae.
AUGACCCUUUUCGAGCAUGUGCUGCUUUACACCCUCAACGAAAGAAUCCCAGACGAGGCAUACAUCUGCAAUCUGGAGGAGGCUGAGAUGCUUAGGCCAGGGCAAUAUAUCACCAUCUCCACCUACUCCAGAAUGAUGUAUCAUGUGAUGCACGCUGCCAAGGCUUUGGUGAACAAGUGGUACGACCCUGAAGUGAUUAACAUCAGGUCCUUGAAACCUUUGAUCUUCACACGAUCAUGA